GAAAUUACCCAAGUUAUUUAUGGAUUAUACCAACGAUAAGAAAACCUCCGACACUGAGUAUCAACGAGAUGGCGCCGUGGAAGGUGGUAAUGUAAACACCUUCCGUGACGACCGACGCGAAUACUCACGUGGUGGACGCGGCCGCCGUGGCGGGGCCCACCAAUCGGACAACUGGCGCUCCUUCCCGGCCUCCGGCGACGGCGAGGGCGGGGACUACCGCGGCGGGCGCGGCGGCGGCUUCCGGGGCGGUCGCGGAGGCGGCCGCGGUGCCCGUGGCUUCCAGGACUCCUGGGCAGACCGCGAGACGAACAGGGGUGACCGCCCGGCGACGGAGGUUGCCAAGGAUCCCGUCCCGGCAGCGGGGGGCAACGCGGAGUCCGCGGCGCAGCAGCAGCAGCCGCCGUCGGAGAGCCGCGAGAUGAACACCGAUCGCUGGGGCCACGAGGACGACCGCGGCUACAGCCGCGGCGGCGGUGGCGGGUUCCGUGGUGGCAACCGCGGCGGCUUCAGCAGCCGUGGCGGACGCGGUAGCCGCCGGUACUACGACGCCGAGGAGGAAGGCGAUGUUGGCGGCAACUACUACAACGCUCGCCGUGGCGAUGACGAUGGCGGUGACGCCGGCGGUGAAGAGGGCGGCUUCGGUGGCGGCUUCCGGCGCGGCGGUCGUGGCGGUGGCUUCAGCCCCCGCGGUGGACGUGGAGGGCGCGGCGGGCGUCGCUUCUACGACGACGAAGGCGGCUACGGCAACGACGCCGCCGAGGGAGAGGAGGAGGGCGAGCGUGGCUACAACAACGAGGGAGGUUAUCAGGGUAGCGGAUUCCGUCGGGGUGGCCGUGGCGGUGGCCGUGGUGGUGGUCGCGACUUCGAUUACGACCGGCCGCGCGGUCGUGGUGGCCGUGGUGGCCGCGGUGGUGGCUUCCGCAACUUCCGCGAUGGGGACGACGGCGCCGAGGAGUCGGGGGCGACGCAGGAGAACGCCUGGACGGCGUCGCCCGAACCGGCGAGCACGACUCCCGCGGCGGAGGAGCGCCCCGUCAUCCCUCGCGAGGUGCCCGCCCCUGCAGUCGUGGCCCCUCAAACAGCUGCCUCCAUCGUGGCGUCGCGUCCUGCACAGGAGCCGCAGCAGCAGCGGGCGGAGGCGCCGGGGGAUUGGGAGGAGGCCGCCGCCCCGGGGCCCGCGCCGCCGCACGCGACGAUUCAGCGUGUCGUGCGUGCGCCCCACCUGCGCAAGAACUGCCACGAUGAGGCGAAGGUCGAGGAGCUCUUCACGCACCACCACCGCCAGGCCGGCAUCUCGCUGGAGAACUACGACAGCAUCCCGGUCGAGAUGGUGCCGCGCGACAUCAAGCCCGUCGAGGAUUUCGUGGAUUUGCUGGUCGAGCCCGCCCUCGCGCAGAACAUCGAGCGCUGCGGAUACAAGCGUCCCACGCCCGUGCAGCGCUACGGCAUCCCGGUUGCGCUGUCCGGCAGCGAUCUCAUGGCCUGCGCACAGACCGGCUCCGGUAAGACGGCCGCCUUCUUGAUUCCGGUGGUGCAGCACAUCCUGGUGUACGGCGUGUCGCCGGCGCGCAACCGCAAAAGCUACCCGAUCGCCCUCGUGCUGGCCCCCACGCGCGAGCUGGCCGUGCAGAUCUUCGACGAGGUGCGCAAGCUGACCUUCAACACGGAUAUCUUCUACGACGUGGUCUACGGCGGCACCCGCUACCCCAACCGCUUCGAGCAGGAUAUCCUCGUCGCCUGCCCUGGGCGUCUGCGUGACAUGUUCAACGAGGAGUACCUCUCCUUCUCCGCCAUCAAGUUUCUCAUUCUCGACGAGGCCGACCGCAUGCUGGAGAUGGGGUUUGAGGAGCAGAUCGAGGAACUUGUCGCGUCGCGCUACACGGACAUGCCCACCGUUGACGACCGCCAGACCUUCAUGUUCAGCGCCACCUUCCCGCAGCGCAUCCUCAACCUGGCCAAGCGCUACCUGCGCCGCAAGUACUACCUGCUCACCGUCGGCCGCGUCGGGUCGACGACGAAGAACAUUACCCAGACGAUCGAGAACGUGCCGGACAACGAGAAGAUGGACCGCUUGUUGCAGAUCAUCUACGGUCACGAGAUGAGCGAUAUGGUGCUCAUCUUUGUGGAGACGAAGAAGAUGGCCGAGGAGGUGAACCGCCGGCUGCACCGCGAGGGCAUCCAGAGCGCCACCAUCCACGGCGAUCGCCGCCAGCAGGAUCGCGAGGCCGCCCUGGAAGACUUCAAGCAGAAGGUCACGCCGAUUCUCGUCGCCACCGAUGUGGCGUCUCGUGGACUCGACAUCCCAGAUGUGGCACACGUCGUGCAGUUCGACCUGCCGCAGGAGAUGGACGACUACACGCACCGCAUCGGUCGUACGGGCCGUGCGGGAAACAAGGGUCUCGCGACCGCCUUCUACAACCGCAAUAACCGUCGCUUGGCGCUGGAGAUGCACAAGUACUUCACCGAACAUGGCCAGGAGAUUCCGAAGUGGUUCCAGCAGGAGGCGGAGCUCGUCGAGGGGGAGGCGCUGCUCUCGCGUGACAGCGGAGGUGGUCGUCGUCGCGGUGGCGGUGGCGGUGGCGGUGGCCACCGCGGUGGUGGUGGUGAUCGUGGUGGUGGUCGUGGCGGUGGCGGUGGUACCUGGGGACAGGGCCGCCCCGCGGCUCCUUCCGCGGCGACACGUCGCGGGGGUAAUUUCGAUGACGGUGGCUUUUAA
Leptomonas pyrrhocoris is the source of this 2716-nucleotide messenger RNA. RefSeq names its product putative ATP-dependent RNA helicase. Gene Ontology annotation, molecular function: ATP binding; RNA helicase activity; RNA binding. The coding region runs from base 20 to 2716 and encodes 898 amino acids. Lineage: Eukaryota; Euglenozoa; Kinetoplastea; Trypanosomatida; Trypanosomatidae. The record is from RefSeq and is a predicted model, not a curated record. Gene Ontology annotation, cellular component: nucleus. The transcript has a single exon.